UGACAAAAUAAAAUACAAUUCCGAUAGCAAGCAGAUAGACACGAUGACGCUGCUAUACAUUGUUAGUUUGAUAGCAACAUUAAUUCAAAUAUUUACCGUAAUUAUAUCAGUUGCGGCUGGCCUCUAUUACGUUGCAGAAUUGGUAGAAGAAUAUACAGUGACAGCGAAAAAGGUGAUCACAAUCGAAGUACUGUUCGUGACAACCGUCUAUGCACUAUUCAUGUUCGUUGACAAUCUUCCAUGGUCGAUGGUCAUCUGUGGUCUUGUGUCACAAGCAUUUCAUGCGAUGAUCCUCACCGAUUUUCCAUAUGUUAAAAUUAUGUCGAUACAAUUCAUCAGUGCGGUCAUUAUGCUGUUUGUCAAUCACUAUCUAGCCUUUAGUUAUUUCACACAAAAUUACUACAAUUUUUCAGAGGUCUUAGGAUAUUUUACAAUAUGCUUAUGGAUCGUACCGUUUGCUUUGUUUGUGUCAUUGAAUGCAAAUGACAAUGUAUUGCCAACUGUUAACGAGAGAACAUCACUAUUGACUGAUACCGACAAUGACAUUGUGACCAAUUAUUUUUCACGUCGCAAAAAUAUGGGACUACUUUCGUUGUUUAAUUAUGCCAAAGAGUCAAUUCUACCGCAUCGAAUUAAAAAGUCAUUUUAAAAUAUUUCGUUAGAACAGAACAAAGUCAAUGAACUGAAAAUUGAGCGUAGCAUAGUUACUGUUUUUCCAGUAGCAAUGUCGUAAAUUACUUAAAAUAAUAUUUAUGAAUAAAGUGUAAACGCAUGUUGAAGAACAAAAUUGAUCAAAAUUUUUGUAAUAAAAAAUAGAAUAAAUGUUGUGUAUUUAUUGAAUUAA
Contarinia nasturtii (swede midge) is the source of this 844-nucleotide messenger RNA. Its product is annotated as protein TEX261. Gene Ontology annotation, cellular component: Golgi membrane; COPII-coated ER to Golgi transport vesicle; endoplasmic reticulum membrane. The record is from RefSeq and is a predicted model, not a curated record. NCBI's taxonomy places the organism in Eukaryota, Metazoa, Arthropoda, Insecta, Diptera, Cecidomyiidae. Bases 44 to 649 code for a protein of 201 amino acids. Gene Ontology annotation, molecular function: COPII receptor activity. The transcript is spliced from 4 exons. Gene Ontology annotation, biological process: endoplasmic reticulum to Golgi vesicle-mediated transport.